AUGAGGAUACUGGGCAGUAUAUUACUUCUUUUUGUUGUUCAAUUUGUAGCCGUCACGGGUCAAGAUGAAACUGUGUCCGACGUUUUCGACGUUCCACCCCAUACCACGGAAAAUCGCGACGUCGUUGGUCCGAGCGAUUUCCUCGGGAGGACCGAAGAAAUCAACGAAGGCUCUGACAGUUUCGCUAUAAGUACGGCAAUGGUAGAACCGUUAACUGAAGCGACAGCAGUUACAACAAAGAAACCCGAUGAAUUCCUCUGA
Cooperia oncophora is the source of this 261-nucleotide messenger RNA. The record is from the annotation of a GenBank genome assembly. Lineage: Eukaryota; Metazoa; Nematoda; Chromadorea; Rhabditida; Trichostrongylidae.